Molecule: messenger RNA, 906 nt
Organism: Rhipicephalus microplus (southern cattle tick)
Lineage: Eukaryota; Metazoa; Arthropoda; Arachnida; Ixodida; Ixodidae
Source: RefSeq, a predicted model, not a curated record
AGCUCCGCUCAUGGCAUGGAAGCUGAAGCAGCACUACAGAUAUGGGAGCGCACUUUGCUGUAUGAGACUCCACUUCGCUUCGCAACAUUUCUUAGUGAUGGCGACAGCAAAGCAUAUAGCAGAGUUUGUGAUGCCAAGGUGUACGGUGCAGGUGCCAUCUGCAAGGAGGACUGCACUAAUCAUGUUGCGAAGCGCCUAGGCACUGGCAUACGCAAAUUGCCGACACCACUGCCCAGAGGUGAGAAGCUCAAGCCUGCCACCAUUGAAAAGCUGCAGACAUAUUAUCAGAUCGCCAUCACGGGCAAUAGAGGCAACCUACGGGACAUGUACACUGCCAUAUGGGCGUCCUACUUUCAUUCUUGCUCCACUGAUGGUGCUGGCAGCCACAACUUCUGCCCACCAGGCCAAGAAUCGUGGUGCAAGCACAAGCGUGCUGAAGCAAUGGGCGAGCCUGCACCACAGCAUACACCGCUUCUGACAAAGGCACAGGGCCGGGCACUGCUGCCCAUAUACAAGCGCCUUUCUGACGAGAAGCUGCUGGCCCGAUGCCUUCGAGGAAAAACUCAGAACGCUGCUGAGUCUCUCAACAGCAAGGUGUGGCUGCUGUGCCCUAAAACAAAGUUUGCUUCCCGAAGUGCUGUGGAGACUGCCACAGCCAUUGCUGUGCUCUGGUAUAACCGGGGCCAUGCAAGCUUCGAGGUGGUCCUGGAGGAGCUUGGUGUUCUACCACCAGCAAGCUUGACCACCCUGGGGGACUACAGCGACAAGAGGCGCAUUCAGAAGAUGAAUGCCCAACAGACUGCUGAGGCGAGGGCUCACCGCCGCACAUCGGCCAAGAGAGCUCGCCUACAGGACUCCGCUCGGAAGGACCGCGAAGGAGUUGCAUACAGUGCGGGUGAAUUCUAG